This is a messenger RNA of Fusarium falciforme, 702 nucleotides long. RefSeq names its product Gluconolactonase. The coding region runs from base 1 to 702 and encodes 233 amino acids. The record is from RefSeq and is a predicted model, not a curated record. NCBI's taxonomy places the organism in Eukaryota, Fungi, Ascomycota, Sordariomycetes, Hypocreales, Nectriaceae. The transcript has a single exon.
AUGUCCGACAUCAACUAUGCACCCGCGUUCAAGGUGUACGACGACUCAGCAAAGAGUAUAUUCGGGGACGGGCCGAAGCUUGAGCUCCUUUACGAGAACUAUGAGUACCCGUUCGCACAUGAAGCUGGUGUCUUCAUGCCGGAGGACAAUACACUGUUCAUCACCAGCAAUCAAUACAAUGAUUGCGAGGGCUGCCGCAAGAUACAAGUCUGCAAGGUUUCCUUAUCUUCUGCGGGGGGUAGCACGACGUGCGAGGAGAUUGACUGUCCGGAUAUACCGAUGGCAAAUGGCGGCGUGAACUACGAAAACGGCCUUCUAUUCUGCGCCCAAGGAACAUUGGACACACCGGGCGGCAUCGUUUUUAUGGAGCCAAAACCUCCUUAUCGCUGUCGCAAAUUGAUCAGCGGGUUCCACGGCCGCGAGUUCAACUCUGUCAACGACGUGGUCGUUCACUCUGACGGAUCAAUCUGGUUCACGGAUCCUAUAUAUGGCUUUGAACAAGGGAUUCGGCCCAAGCCGAAGCUUCCUAAUCAAGCCUACCGAUAUGACCCCGAGCGUGAAUCUGUGCGUGCUGUCGCAGAUGGAUUUGGUCGGCCAAAUGGAAUUUGCUUCAGCCCAGACGAGAAAAUUGUUUACAUCACAGAUACCGACUGGAUUCACGGUGACGGGACCACAGACGAUUGUCGAGUGUCGCAUAUGUGA